CGGACGCUAGCACAAUCGACCACGUGUACUUGCAUCGCGCAGCCCUGACACGACAACAGGUUGGUGUACACCGUGUACAUUCGUAUACGCAUUGUGCGUGUGCGUUCGUCGGGUCUGUCAUCCAUCUCGCCCGGACGUAGCUCGGUUGGACAUGCAGCACGUCCUUGGCAUCCUCUCCAUUCCUUUCCCCUUCAUCGGUGGGUCCAGGCGACACGGUACUACAGCAUUGGCACCUCGUACAGCACAGAACGUACUGAACUACGACCUCUGGUACAAAAUCGCGACCUACCUCUCAGUAGAAGAUGCGCGCACUCUAUCAACGGUCUCCCGCGAAUGCCAUGCAGCGGCUGUUCGACACUCCCUGUCGUUCGUCAAGCCAACGGAUAAGGCCCAACUGCAAAAGCUCUGCUCCUCUCUGUCUAAUGCCGUAUACUAUCCCUCAUCACUCUUGCAUGAGCUGCAGAUAGGGCGCGAGGCUCUAGGGGCGCUAUCCUACUCCACCGUCUGGGUACCGCAUCAUUUCGAUACGGCGUCACCCAUCCCCGGUGGACUCGCGGACCUCCUGGGGCGGACAGUAAACUUGCAGGUCCUGUCGCUCCAUUGCGCAGAAGGCCUCAUUGAGGCCAAUCCUAGUGUCGGGGACGCACUCGCACGGCUUGAAUGGCUUGACUGCCUAGAGCUCAUGGACAUCGGCGAGAAGACGUUCGCCGUCACGAUGCGGAUGGCCAGUCGACCCACACAGUUCACUUUGUCAUACGAGACCCGCAAGUCUUCCGCCAGCGACCUUCUCACUUUAACACAACUGCCCCUCCUGGGGCGCGUGCGCACCCUUGGCCUUCACGGAUUCGUGUUCAACAACGCCCCAGUCAAUGCAAACCUCACCGGCGCCGACCUCAUCCGACCCUGGCCAGCUGUGCAGGACCUGCGCCUCUCGUUCUGCGCGUGGCUCCCCUUCUACCAGCUCUUCCCCAACCUGCGCAACCUCUCGAUGUUGCGGGUCUGCGGGAUGCCCAAGACGGACAUGGACUUCGUGCGGUGGCCGUCGACAGUGCCCCUGGAGCAUGUCGUCGCGGACCAGCACAACGUGCGCUGUAUCAUGGGCACCCCUGUGCGGUGGCUCGACAUCCAGACGUACUUCACAGACAGCGAUGCGACGCUCCGCGCAAUACACGAGACCACACCUGUCGUGUUGUCCAUGUUAUGCACCGAGUUUGAAAUGCACCACAGCGAGUUCUGGGAGGGCUUAGUUGCUACAGCGACACUACCACGGUCGCGACUGCGGUAUCUGAUGCUAACGCUCAAGUGUGUCCAAGCAGACGCUCUCCGAUGGCUGACAUGGCCCCGCUCCUCGCAGCGACCCGCCUACUCAGCAUCCGCCUCAUCGUCGUCGACGUAGGCUCGCUUUCCCAGGUCCAGGAGCAGCAGCACUACGACGCCGAAACUGGGGUAGCCCCGGCCGUAUGGCACGGCGACCCGCUUCGCGUUCCGUCCUACUGGCAAGAUUUCUUCCGGAUGGCACAAAGCUCACUCGCGGGCGCGA
This is a messenger RNA of Rhodofomes roseus, 1540 nucleotides long. RefSeq lists its product as uncharacterized. The transcript is spliced from 2 exons. The record is from RefSeq and is a predicted model, not a curated record. Lineage: Eukaryota; Fungi; Basidiomycota; Agaricomycetes; Polyporales; Fomitopsidaceae. The coding region runs from base 152 to 1396 and encodes 414 amino acids.